This is a messenger RNA of Acaulospora colombiana, 600 nucleotides long. The record is from the annotation of a GenBank genome assembly. Lineage: Eukaryota; Fungi; Glomeromycota; Glomeromycetes; Diversisporales; Acaulosporaceae.
GAGUGGAUGUCGUCCCAUCUCCUGUGAGCCCAGCACUCCUUCCGUCCAAUCUACAGUUUGAAAUCUGCAAUGUCAACCUCGGAAUGUCUCGAUUCUAUGAGCAAUAUGAUUUCGUCCACGUUCGUUGCAUUGGAGGUGGAAUGACCGACAUGGAUCAAACUAUUGUUGAACUCCAGAGGUGUCUAAAACCGGGGGGUGUAUUACUCAUUAUUGAUGGCGAUAUGAUUGUCUACGAAGGUCGAGAGAAGCCAGCUAGAAUGAAGAAAUUACCUGGAGACCCGGAUGUAAGCGGUGUGAGUGAAGAUGGGUCCUGGCUUCGAAGGAUGAUAGCUGAGACUUGGGAAGGAUGCACUAUAGACGGAUCUGGUCUACAUCGUGCCAGCGAAUUGACCCUAUUAGGGCUAUGGGAUUAUCCUCUCAUGGAUCCUGAAACAGCUCGAUCUGGUGGAUCUACUAAUGUCGAAACUCAGCUACUACAAUACGCAGGGGAAUCGAUCAGAAAAGGGUUUAUGAACAUUCAUCAUGCAUACCAUUCAAAGCUUUUGCAACAUGGACUAAGUCAGGAUGUACUGAAUGAGUGGUCCAGGAACAUCGACGAAG